AUGUUUUUAGAUAAAAAUAAUAGCGUAUCGUUUGAUGUAUCUCCCGCUGAUUUAAAUUUAGAAAUAGAUUUAAAAAGAAAUGAAGUUAAAUAUCAAAAUCAUUCUAGUAGAUUUUUAUGUCUUAAAAAAGAUUUUAAAAAACAAUUCGCACACAUUUAUGCUGGGCGACUGAAAAUAAUGAAACAGAGAACCAUCCAGGCCUGUUCAGCCAAAUGGGGUAGUCAAAUUCCUAUUCGCAAGCUUUCUGAAUUGGCUGAUGAAAGUAAAGAGAAAUGUAUUGUUAUUGGUACAUUAUUUAAACAUCAGGAGCUAAAACCCAGUGUGUUAAAAGAAAUAUCUGAAGAGCAUCAAAUUACACCUCAACCAGUAUUAUCAAAAUUCAUAUCUGAAAAUGAUCAAUUAAUUUUAGAAGAUGAAAUGCAAAGAAUUAGUUUAGAUACAUUAAAUGCAGUUAAACAAUUAGAUGAAAUUUUAUCCGAAUUAGCUAAAACUGUACAUGUUGAUGUCAUGCCUGGAGGUUUUGAUCCUUCAAAUUAUUUGAUGCCUCAACAACCUUUUUACAAAUGUUUAUUUCCAAAUGCUUCAAAAUAUAAUUCCUUUCAAUGUGUUACUAAUCCCUAUGAAUGCACAAUAGAAGGAAUAAGAAUAUUAGGAACUUCUGGUCAACCUAUUGACGAUAUAAAAUCGUUAAGCGAUUUCAACAAUAGUAUUGAUAUAUUAGAAAAUACAUUAAAAUGGGGGCAUUUAGCUCCUUCAGCUCCAGAUACACAAGCUUGUUAUCCAUAUUAUGAUGAAGAUCCAUUCAUAAUCACAGAACAACCGCAUGUGUAUUUUGUUGGAAAUCAAGACAAAUAUUCUACCAAAGUAAUCAAUUUAAAUGGUCACUUUACGAGAUUAAUAUCAUUGCCUACAUUCCACGAUACCCAAACUUGUAUUUUACUUAAUUUAAAAACUUUAGAAUCUGUUCCGUUAGUGUAUAAUGUGUAA
Messenger RNA from Pediculus humanus corporis (human body louse), 987 nucleotides. Its product is annotated as DNA polymerase delta small subunit, putative. The record is from RefSeq and is a predicted model, not a curated record. Gene Ontology annotation, molecular function: DNA binding. Gene Ontology annotation, cellular component: delta DNA polymerase complex. The transcript is spliced from 6 exons. NCBI's taxonomy places the organism in Eukaryota, Metazoa, Arthropoda, Insecta, Psocodea, Pediculidae. Gene Ontology annotation, biological process: DNA replication; DNA strand elongation involved in DNA replication. Bases 1 to 987 code for a protein of 328 amino acids.